Diachasma alloeum is the source of this 1633-nucleotide messenger RNA. RefSeq lists its product as uncharacterized. The record is from RefSeq and is a predicted model, not a curated record. Lineage: Eukaryota; Metazoa; Arthropoda; Insecta; Hymenoptera; Braconidae. Gene Ontology annotation, biological process: regulation of sodium ion transport. Gene Ontology annotation, molecular function: sodium channel regulator activity.
GUAAACUUUUGGUGCGAGGUACCAGAACACCCGGCAUUUAUAACACGUAAUCGGUGCCCCAGUGUCAAAAACCUCGACAAAUACCUGAUAGAAACGUUUCAUAACCUGCAAAGGCAUCCAUAACCCCUCCAACAGAUCAGUGCCAGUGAUAACCGCGAUGUAACGUCUUGAAUUCCCGAAGAGCCUCACAACACCAGCUGGGACAUCAAGAAUCCCAAACUGAAAACCAUAAAAGUGAAGUUCCCUCGAUAACCACCGAAUCAACCAAAAAAAGCCAACAAAAAUGCCGAAACAAGUGGCAGUAGAGGACCUAGUGAUACCACCUCAAGACGGUCGAAUCUGCGGUACGAUAUGCAUCUGCCAAAUGACAGCUGUCCUCUCCUCAGUGGCCCUAGUCUACCUGACGGUGGCCAUCUACAUGCCCACCACCAGAGCAGUUGCCUCAGGUAUAACCCCAGUUCCCGUAAUGUGUACAACAAUUCGUACCGUAAACGCCGAUAACUGCGACUGGGGCAGCUGUGGUGAAUGGUGUUUAUCAAAAACAUCUGGACCCUGUUCCCAGAUUCAUGUAAAUCUGCGUCGAAAUGGCUCGACGAUUAUCCUAGCCAACUGCACCAACACAACCAAUAAAACGUGCUACGGUAUUGAUCAGGAGAAUGCUAAAAAAGCAAAGUGUAUAGCUGAUGAAUGCAAAAAUUUAACUGGAACGUUCAACUGUACCGCUGGUUUUUGUAUGAAUGUCACUGAUGCCUUUGAGUGUUCAUUCAGCGAUACAGAUCCACCGCUGAAGUGCUCAGGAAAACGAGGGAAGAUCACGUGUAUUGCUAUCGAUGGUUUAUUUAAUUGUAAUAGAGGGACUUGCGAGAGAAUACGAACGCCUUACAAUUGCGACAGGAGGUGUGUCGACAUUCCAACUAGAAAUAAGAAUGUUAUUCUUUUGAGUGGAGACAAGGUUUACUUGAGCCAGUGUGAGCGGGCCAUUGAUGUUGACAGUGGCAAGGAAAUCUGGAACGAAAAUAGAGGAGAUGUGAUGAUGGCGUCUUGCUACGGUAUCUUUAAUUCCAGUCUCGGAGUUGAGGCUGUUGAUUGCAUUAAUGGAUCGGUAUUGGAGAAGGAGAUGCUCACAGACUUGACCAAUUUUACGUACUUGUCUUACUUGAAUCUUUACGCUACCAAACCACUUGAUGAGACUGGUAUGAUCACACCUCCUGAGCACAGUCUCAUUCUCGCCAAUGAGAGCCGAUUGCUCAUUAAUCUUGAAGGAUGUGUCAAUACCCUGAGGGAUGAGUGCAGAGACUUCCUGCAUGAAUAUGGCAAGGAUGGAUCUGAUCAUAAUGCUAGGGCAAGGUUUCCCUGCUUCUAUGCUAAGGAUAAGACAGGUGUAGUUGUAUCGAGAUUUGACUUGGAUAAUACUUGGAAGGAGUUUCUCAUUGCGUUUAUUCUGCCAAGUGUAUUAUUCGUUGUCAGCUGUUUGACACUGAUUUGUAUACAGAGGACCAUUGUCGUUGGGGAUGAUGCUAGAAUGAGGUUCAAGGGACCUGGGGCACUCAAUGAGAUUCAUAAGAGUGCAAGGGAAUCUGGGCGAUGCCGGUGGAGGAGACUCGGUUAUGGCACUCUGAGAUCCGUCACGUAA